AUGACUAAUAUUCAAACUGCAUUUAAAAAGCACUGCAUUGUGCCAGAUAUAUUAUCUAUUGCACCGUCCGAACUUGUUGAUGUUCAGUAUCCAGGUGGAGUUAUUGUCGAUCUAGGAAAAGAACUAACUCCUACACAAGUUAAGGACAAACCCUCAGUAAAAUGGGUGUCAAAAGAUACUUUAUAUUACACGUUAGCUUUAGUCGAUCCUGAUGCUCCAAGCCGCGAAAAUCCUAAGUUUCGAGAAUGGCACCAUUGGCUCAUAGGAAACAUUUACGGUGGAGAUAUAAAUAAAGGUGACGUUCUUUCUGAUUACAUUGGAUCUGGACCGCCAAAGGGCACUGGUUUACAUCGUUACGUAUUUUUAGUUUAUAAGCAACCUGAAAAAUGUGACUUUUCAAAAGUUAUAAAACUUCCAAACAAUUCAGGAGCGAACAGAGGAAAAUUUUCAAUUUCAAAAUUUGCUCAACAAUUUAAAUUAGGUCCUCCGAUCGCUGGUAAUUUUUUCGUUGCCAAAUAUGAUGAUUACGUACCAAAACUUUACGCACAAUUAAAAAGUUAA
Molecule: messenger RNA, 561 nt
Organism: Melitaea cinxia (Glanville fritillary)
Lineage: Eukaryota; Metazoa; Arthropoda; Insecta; Lepidoptera; Nymphalidae
Product: protein D2-like
Exons: 1
Coding region: 1-561 (186 amino acids)
Source: RefSeq, a predicted model, not a curated record